CACGUGUCUGACUCAGCUUUCUGUGUUUCAGUUCUCAGUGUCAGACCCCGUUUCUCUGAGCUGGAAUUCUCCCACGUGUGCCCAGACACCUGGCCCGGUUUCCAAGGAAAAUGUUAUCAUUUUUCUGAGGCUGAGGGCAACUGGACCACGGGCCGGGAAAGGUGUGAGGCCCUGGGAACUUCCCUGGCCACCAUAAGCACGAGGGAGGAACUGGCCUUCCUUCUGCGCUAUAAAGGUGAAGCAAACCACUGGAUCGGGCUGGAAAAGAGGGAUAAGGGCUGGGAGUGGAUCAAUGGCAUGGCCUUGAACGGCAGGUUUGAGGUGCGGGGUGGAGGACCCUGUGAGUACCUGAACUAUUGGUGGAUCAGCUCGUCCCUGUGCCACACGGAGAAGAACUGGAUCUGCAGCCGCCCCAAUGACUAUGUCCUGUGGAAGGGGAAAUUAAGAGACCUCAAAACAGGAGUUUCACCCUAGAUCUCCAACCAGAUGAGGGAGCUUCACCCCAGCACUGCAACUGGAACUGCUGAAG
Messenger RNA from Corapipo altera (White-ruffed manakin), 529 nucleotides. RefSeq names its product C-type lectin domain family 2 member D-like. The transcript has 3 exons. Lineage: Eukaryota; Metazoa; Chordata; Aves; Passeriformes; Pipridae. The annotation marks the transcript as partial. The record is from RefSeq and is a predicted model, not a curated record.